AUGGAUGACUAUAUGUUUCACCAACAUGUUCAGGACUGUGAGAUUGUGACGGAGGCGACGAGUUAUUUAGAAAUCCUCAACUACUCGGAUCCGACUUAUAACACCAACGAGGAACAUCGCGAUGCCGCUACUCUGGAUGAGUUUGAAAAUUUCAUCAAUCGCCAGGGGGUCUUUGAGCCACCAAAACUAAAAGCAGGCGUGAAGUUGCUGAGCGGAAUACGGCUAGUUCUCCAAAAAGAUGCACAGGAUCCCGACACGUUUACACCCCGGCACAUCUCCUUCUCGGCCGAAAACUACGAGAAGAUGGUGCGCGUGAUGCGGCUCCCAUUCCGCGCCAUCGAGGGGACCUCGGUGGUCGGCCCCUUUUUCUGGUCGGCCAUGGACCAGGACGACGAGGACCCGCACUUGCAGGUGAUAUUCCGCAAGUCAGACGUGCGCAAAAAGGGCAAGACGCGCGGCUGGGAGCUCAUGCUUUCGCACUCGUUCGCCACGGGCAUCACCAACGGCUACGCCAAGGGCACGCCGUCGUCGGACCUGGUAAAGUGCGUCACGCACCUGCGCGCCUGCGCCGCCCAGGUCCGCCACCCCAUGCUGCUGCCUGUCAUCAUCAUCAGUCACGACCUCAGCGCGUCGACGGACCAGAAGCAGCGCGACGCCAGGGACUGGAUCCGCAGGCUCGAGGAGGCCAUCAGCAUGCGCGAGGAGGUCAUGGCCGAUGAGACGUACGCCCGCUCCAAGCUAGGCCUCGACCUCGACCAGCUGAACAGGGACCUCGUCGAGUGCCACUCCCAGGUCCUGUGGAAGAGGCCGCAGGCAUACCUGCAGAUCAUCAAGACCAUGGAGGACGCCAUGCACAGGUUCCACACCAAUAUGCUGUUACUAUCCCCGCCUUCGGAGCCACGCGAACAAAAUGCUCAAGACCACGACAGUCAAAGCGACAGCCACAGUAGUAAAGGCAACAAACCCCAAAAGCAGCAACAGCAACAGCAACAGCUCCUCGACGGAGACCUCGACCGCCAGCACCGCAGCAUGCUCUCGCGGCUGGACUUUUACCGCGCCAAGCUCAACGGCGUCGAGCACUACGCGCACACGACGCUGGCGCGGCUCAAGAUCCAACGCGCUGCCCUGUACAACGUCAUUGCGCAAAAGGAGAGUAAGCUCAACCUCGAGAUGGCCGGCCAGCAGCGGCGCCUGGCCCACGCCUCGAAGCGCGACAGCAACAGCAUGAAGACGUUGUCGCUGCUCGGUGCCAUAUUUUUGCCCGCCACGCUGCUCAGCUCCAUCUUUGGCAUGUCGUUUUUCGACUUUAUGCCGCAGCAGGGCGAGCCCGUCGUCGCCAGCACGCUGUGGAUCUUCUUCGCCACCUCGCUGCCGCUGACUGGCUUGAUCCUGCUCGUAUGGCUCAUCUGGGAGCGCAAGCGUGAAAAGGCGCACGCCGAGGAGGAUGAAGACCUCGAAAAGGGCAUCGAGCGUAUGGAGGCCCAGAUCAUGGCCACCAUGCGCCGUCGCACCCUCAGCAAGGCACGCACUUUUGAGUGGUCCGGCAACGGGAAGCCACCCGGUCCGCCGUUGGUUAACGACCCAGGGAGCAGAGUGCUGGUCGCCAAGGACACGCUCGACUUGGCCAAGGACAGGAUCAAGGACAGGAUCAGGGAGGCUCGUGACAAGGAAAAGGAAGGAUGA
Pyricularia grisea is the source of this 1683-nucleotide messenger RNA. RefSeq lists its product as uncharacterized. The transcript has 3 exons. Bases 1 to 1683 code for a protein of 560 amino acids. The record is from RefSeq and is a predicted model, not a curated record. Lineage: Eukaryota; Fungi; Ascomycota; Sordariomycetes; Magnaporthales; Pyriculariaceae.